Amphiprion ocellaris (clown anemonefish) is the source of this 1392-nucleotide messenger RNA. Its product is annotated as fetuin-B-like. Gene Ontology annotation, molecular function: cysteine-type endopeptidase inhibitor activity. The transcript is spliced from 8 exons. Lineage: Eukaryota; Metazoa; Chordata; Actinopteri; Pomacentridae. The coding region runs from base 141 to 1205 and encodes 354 amino acids. Gene Ontology annotation, biological process: negative regulation of endopeptidase activity. The record is from RefSeq and is a predicted model, not a curated record. Gene Ontology annotation, cellular component: extracellular region.
GUCAGCCUGAGCCAGCCAUUGGCCUACGGAGCAGCAGAUAGCAGCUGUUUGCUCAUCCUUUUGGGAAAGAGGGGAAAGUCCAGCAUCAGUCUUACAUGUGUCGGUCGAAACCCUGUCUGUAAAAACUAGGAUUACAGAGGAUGAGCGUGUACCUGCUGGUCCUGUGUCUGGCUUUAUUGCAGCAGGAGGGAAGAGCCAGUCCAGACAAAUCAGGCUGCAAUAGCCCCGAUGCAGUGAGAGUGGCAGAGGAGGCCCUGGAGCAGAUAAACCAGGACAGGACAAAUGGAUACGUCUUGAGCCUCAACAGACUGUACGAUCUGUCUCACACUCAGCAACAGGAGAAAGGUGGGUCACUCUACAAAAUGACUAUUGAUGUCAUGGAGACCAAAUGCCACAUUACCAGCAGGAAACCAUGGAAACAAUGUGAAGUCAGACAAAUUGGAGAUCUUCCAGUGUAUGGAGAGUGUGAAGUGUCUGCUCACGCUGACGCUCAAGUCAAACUGCAAAGCUACUCCUGUACGCUUCGUGAAGUUCCUGCUACUGCAGUGGUGGGAGUGUGUCCCGACUGUCCAACAGCUGACAACUUCAACGAGCCCGUCGUCAAGGAGACAGUCAAUCUCUCACUGCAGCGGUUUAAUGAAGAGAGUCACCUGGCCAACUACUUCACUCUGGAGAACAUUACAAAAGCCAGUUCACAGUGGGUUGUUGGUCCGGCUUACUUUGUGGAGUUCACCAUAGUGGAGACGGUGUGUUCAAAGAAAACAGAGGCCAGUGAACUGAGCAGCUGCCCCCCUAUGGACUGUCAGUUUGCUCAUAGAGGCUUCUGUCAGGGCUCACACGUGGCUCAUGAGGACCAGUUUGAAAUCAGGAAUCCUGUUGGGAAAAAGGACAACUCAUUUCAGAAUCGGAAGCCUGUAGAAGUGAAGUGUGAGAUCUAUGAACCUCAGGCUGCCACAGUGGAGGAACAAGGCCAUGUAAAUGCAGACAGCGGGCACACUGAGCCUCAGCAUCACAACCACACACACCUGCACCCCCAUGAGCACACACACUCAGGAGCAGCCAGCUCAGACAUCACUGUCUCCAAGUCGCAAGGCUCCCUGGGGACUGUGGUGGAUCAGCCUGCCUCUCCCAGAUCUGCCCCCUCUGCCAGCUCCUGCCCCGGCCCUCGCAGACACAGCCUGGGUUUAGAGAGACUCAAGAUCUGAUUGGCUGCACUGAUCUUUGUUCAGUUACUCAAACUGAUUAUUUUUUUUUCAUGCAUGUUAUAAUUAGUUGAAAAAGGGUGAGAAAUUGCAACUCAAAUAUGGGAGGACAGUAACUUAUACCAACAAUAGUCCUUGUACAAAAUCCGAUUACACUGGAUGUUUGAUUAAAGUAUUUACACAGCUGAAA